Messenger RNA from Fusarium tjaetaba, 1527 nucleotides. Its product is annotated as nuclear membrane fusion kar5. The record is from RefSeq and is a predicted model, not a curated record. Gene Ontology annotation, biological process: karyogamy involved in conjugation with cellular fusion; nuclear membrane fusion involved in karyogamy. The transcript has 7 exons. Bases 1 to 1527 code for a protein of 508 amino acids. Lineage: Eukaryota; Fungi; Ascomycota; Sordariomycetes; Hypocreales; Nectriaceae. Gene Ontology annotation, cellular component: endoplasmic reticulum membrane.
AUGUCGUCUAAGGCGAUGUUCUUUUUCCUUUUGGGAGUGGCCUUUCUUACGGUUUUUGCGACAGAGGCGCACUGCUUCUCAUGGAGGCCGCGACCUGUGGAUGUAGGUCAUCAGGUUACACUCCAGCACCCACAACGCAGUAGCGAUAACACCGCCCUGCUCAACAAGCAAUCAGAGAAGAGGUUAUCCAACGUUUACACUACCGCACUUCAAGAGCUUCAAGACCUGGAGUCUGAACCUCUCUGUCAUCGCAUCGCUGCACGUCUGCUAGUCAACAACUGUCACCUCCUGGAUGGCCAAGACGACGCCAAGGUCCAUAUUGAUAGCGGGAGAGCAGCUCGAGACUUUGUGGAUUCGUAUGCAGCAAGCCUUGCUAUUUGCGACUUGGAGCGCGGCAGUUUCAGAAUUCCGGUAUCCUGCUCCAAGUUUCGAGAGGCAACCCUGGCGACCCUUUCUGCUUCACCUAUCCCACAACUCCAUGUUUCGACCGUUGAGAUUGAUGAGUGUCUCGAGGGCCUUGCUCAGUCAGAUUCGGCUUGGAAUACAUGGGUGAGCUAUCGUCACAAAGCGUUGAGGUUCUGCGAUGCCGCAAGGGCAGAUCAUCAGAAAGAUGAGAACAUCCUCCUUUAUCAAAGAAUCACUAAGAUUCUCGAGAAACUCACCAGUGAUGUUGAGGCAGACAUGGAGGAGCGAUUCCAUUCGCUCAAUCGAGCAUAUACUGCCGCAAGCCAGUCUGUUGAAGACAUGGGGCCUCAUGUUCGACAUCUCCGUACAGAGAUGGAAAGAGCUAGUCGAAUUCUCCGCGACGAUUUGGGCCGGGCUGCUCAGGACUCGUGCGAUGUCGUGGAAAGUGGUCUUAAGGAAACGAGAGUGCUGCACGAUCUUUUAGAACUUCUUACUCGCUCAGUUCAAGAGAAGACUGCAGACAUCGUUUCAUCACAAGAGCUUGCUCUCCAAACGAACACAAAGCAGUUAAACAACGAGGUCGAUAUCCUUAUGGCAGUGCUGGGUGCGGCUGUUUCGUCGUCUGUUUCUCUUCAGAAUCAAGUGGAAAUGACAGAAUCUCGGAGUGCAGAUAUCCUGGAGAAGCAGGUCAAAAUCGAAAAAGGUAUGGGGAAACUCGAAGAACUUGCCGAAGACUUGCUGGUCAAGUACGAUAACCAUGAAUCCCGCCUCGACAAGGCCUUUCGAAAGACCGGCCAGGUCUUGGACAUACUUGACGCAACUGCUGCAUCUGCCAGUGGAUUGCAAAGCUCUGUAUUAAGCAGUUUCGGGCUUUCAGGGGUUUGGCCGUACAUUAUUUGCCCUUUUUUGUCACUUGCAAUGGGAUCCUAUGGUCUCCAACCUUCCCUUGUGAGAAACAUAUGGCUCGUCGGGUUUGGCGAGUUGAUGGGCAUGGUUGUGUCAAAAGCAGAUUCUUACAAAGAUGCUUUCGGCUUUCCAUCGAUAGUCGAAACCCCUGCUUCAACCUUCAACGGCACGUUCAAUGCCUCCCUCGCGGGGGAGAACAUCCUCAAAAGCGUUUGA